AUGACGACAACAAAAGCAAGCAGCGGUGGUGUUGGUGGUGGUAAUCAAUUGGUAUUAGAAUCCAUCAAAUACACGCGAGGUUCUUUAUUCGUCUUGGACCAAAUUCAACUGCCAUCCAAAACGGAACAUCUCCCCGUGGAAAACUGUUCCAAAUGUUUCGAGCUCAUCAAGAACAUGAACGUCCGCGGAGCGCCGGCGAUUGCGAUUACAGCCGCGCUCUCGAUUGCGGUGGAGUUAGAGCAGACAAGUUUUGCGGAUGGUGAUGCGGCGUUGUUUCAAUUCGUGAAGACAAAAGCGGAGUAUUUGUUGAAAAGUCGACCGACGGCGGUGAACUUGGGGAACAUGGUGAAAUCUCUCAUAAAGUAUUGCGAAGAGAUCGAGCACGAAGAACUGAACAACUCCGGCGACGAAAACGGGGAAAAAGGAAACAAAAGAGAGAUGAUUGUUCGAUGGUGCGAAGAUAUGCUGGAAACGGACAUUCGACACAACAAAGCGAUUGGAGAGAUUGGCGCGAAAGCGUUGCUGAAAGCGUGUUGUAAUAAGAAAAAAUUGAAGGUGUUGACGUGUUGCAACACCGGUUCGUUAGCGACGGCGGGGUACGGGACCGCGCUCGGGGUAGUCAGAACUUUACACGAACAAGGACGGUUGGAGAUGUGCUAUGCGGUGGAAACGAGGCCGUAUAAUCAAGGGAGUCGAUUGACGGCGUACGAGUUGGUGUAUGAAAAUAUACCCGGAACGUUGAUCUGCGACAACAUGGCGGCGUUUUUGAUGCAGAAGGACGAGGUGGACGCUAUCAUCGUUGGCGCGGAUCGCGUAGCAAAGAACGGAGAUACGGCAAAUAAGAUUGGGACGUAUUCUUUGGCGGUUUUGGCGAAACAUCACGACGUGCCGUUCUUCGUUGCCGCGCCGUCGACGACUUUGGACGUGUCCACCAAGUGCGGGAUGUUGAUUGAAAUCGAAGAAAGGCCGGGGGAGGAGGUGUGCGUGUUCAAAGGCGAACGAGUAGCCGCGGAAGGAAUAAACGUGUGGAACCCGGCGUUUGACAUCACACCAGCGUGGUUGAUUGAAGGUAUCGUGACUGAACGAACGUGUUUGUAUAAAAAUAAAAGAGGCGAGAAGGAUCAAACCGGCGCGGCGUUUGAUAUCGGGAGGCACGUGGAAGAGAUUGAGGCCAUGGACGGUACGAUGAAAAAGAAAAAGAAGGUGGACGAGAUGGAUGCGAGUAAAGAAAAGGACGAUUCGGCUGUUGAUGUUGACGGUUUUUACGCGUUGAAUUUGAGUACUGUUCUCGAUUACGUCGCGUACUACCCCAAAGUGUGCGCUCCCAUCGGCGGCAAGGCGAGCAAAGAGGACUGGGUCUCAAAGGAGGUUGGCGACGGGAAUAUCAAUUUUGUGUACAUAAUAAUGAACAAAAAAACGAAUGCAGCCAUCGUUCUAAAACAAGGGUUACCAUACGUGAGAUGUGUGGGCGAAUCGUGGCCGUUGACGCAAGAACGCGUGCGAUAUGAGGCCGAAGCGCUCAUCGCGGCGCAUGGUUUCUGUCCCGAGCACGUACCGGAGGUGUAUUUAUACGACUCGAAAAUGUCGACGAUUGCGAUGCGAUACAUCGAGCCGCCGAACAAAAUCGCACGAGUUGGAUUAUGCGAAGGUAAAACGUACGUGAGAAUGGCUGAACACGUCGGCAAGUACUUAGCGGAGACGUUGUUCAAAUCGAGCUCCGUAUGCCUCGGCGCGAAAAAGUUCCGCGAGAAUCGAAUCGCGUUUGGCGGUAACGAAGCCAUGUGCGCGCUCACCGAGCAAGUUAUCUUCACUGAACCAUACGGCGUUUUCGAAAACAACAAGUGGACGCACGAACUCAACGAUAUCGUAAGAGAAAUACAAAGCGAUGGCGAACUUAAAGUAGCCAUUACCGAACUCAAAGCGAAAUUCAUAAACGAAUGCGAAGCGCUCCUGCAUGGAGAUUUGCACACGGGGAGUAUCAUGUGUGGAGAGAGGAGCACGUACGUCAUCGACCACGAGUUCGCGUUUUACGGGCCUAUGGCGUUUGAUAUUGGCGCGUUCAUCGCAAAUUUAUACUUAGCCUACUACGCCUCUGACGGUUUAGGACAUUCGGAGAAUCACAAAAAAUAUUUGCAGUGCAUGAUCAAAGACGUUUUGAUUCGGUUCGUGUCCGACUUUAGCAGAUUGUGGCGCACAAACGGCAGACAGAAAGACUUUGGCGGUCUCUCGCAUCCUUCCGUGUUUUCCGCACAUCUCAACCGUCCAUCCCAAUCGUUCAAUUCGCCGGAUGAGAAACACUUUCAACAAUCGCAGUUGGAGUUCAUCAGUAGAGUUAUUUACGACGCGCACCGUUUCGCGGGUGCGAAGAUUAUUCGACGCAUCAUCGGAAUAGCACACGUCGCGGACAUGGAAGGUAUACAAAAUCUGGAACUGAAAGCUAAGUGUGAACGAGCCGCACUUGAGAUGGGCAUGCGACUUUUGAAGGGCAAGUAUUCGUGCAAGACGUCCGUUCGAUUGAGCAUGAAUUGGGAAUAUGGCAGAAAUCAACCGGUACCAACGGCGACGGAGAUUGAGAACGAGGCGAACGAUUCCGAGGAAACGAAAUCGCUCUAUUUCCACAUGAAUACGGAUGGCGCGUAG
Bathycoccus prasinos is the source of this 2640-nucleotide messenger RNA. RefSeq names its product translation initiation factor, aIF-2BI family. The record is from RefSeq and is a predicted model, not a curated record. Lineage: Eukaryota; Viridiplantae; Chlorophyta; Mamiellophyceae; Mamiellales; Bathycoccaceae. Gene Ontology annotation, molecular function: S-methyl-5-thioribose kinase activity. Bases 1 to 2640 code for a protein of 879 amino acids. The transcript has a single exon.